Messenger RNA from Cornus florida, 1540 nucleotides. RefSeq names its product guanine nucleotide-binding protein subunit gamma 3-like. Lineage: Eukaryota; Viridiplantae; Streptophyta; Magnoliopsida; Cornales; Cornaceae. The transcript is spliced from 5 exons. The record is from RefSeq and is a predicted model, not a curated record. Bases 879 to 1499 code for a protein of 206 amino acids. Gene Ontology annotation, biological process: G protein-coupled receptor signaling pathway.
AAAUGCUAUGAUUCGAUUACACACGAAACCUGAAUGUGUUAAUGAAGUGUUGUCCAUCAUGUGCAGCAGUCACGUGUGGUGGAAGGAGGUACGGCGUCGAGUUUUUCGCCCUCCUCUCUGCAAACUCUGCCACCACCAUAACACCACCAGACCCACGCUCUCUCUCUCUCUCCCUCCAUAGAGACAAAAGAAGAGAGAGAGAGAAUAAUACACCAAGAAGUGGACAUACAGAUUACAGAGAGGGAGCUCCUACUUUAAAGUUUCCACAUCUUACCUCCUAAAAAAAACUUUUUAAGGGUGUGAAAUCAAUAUUCACACAGUGAUCUGCACACACAUGUGCUAUCUUUUGUACAAACCACUUGCAGGCUUUUUCACCAUCUCUUCUACUGCCAGUACCAUUAUUAUUUUUAUAAUAAUUAUUAGUACUAUUACCCGUUGAAAACAAGUGUUGUUCAUAUCCAGAGAGAGGGAUAGAUCAGACUCUCUCUCUCUCUCUCUCUACCCUAAUUAUUUUUGAAUUCAAUAUAGUAACUCUCACUCUCUCUGCAAUUCUAAACUGCUUUCAACAUAAAUCACUCAUACACACACUCGCACGCACACACAAAUAUAGUACUAAUAGCUAUUUCGGUUUAGCAGAACUCUUUGGUUUGUUCUGGCCUGUAAAUAAUUAUCCCCAAUUUCCGUAACCCUAAUUAAAUUACUUCCUCUUUCUUCUUUCAAUUUUAUAUUUAUUUUUUAUUUUUGCAUUUCCAUUACCACAUUUAUUCGUGGUUUCUACUGGUACUUUGUUUACUACUUAAUGCAUAUGUUAUAUUGUAGCAAUAUUGUUUAACAAUUAUCUUUCAAAAUAAGAAUUAAAAAAUAAAUUUUGCUUAAGAAUGGAAGUUUCUUCGGGCUGCUCUUCUUCGGUAUCAACACUGUUGCAGCCGCCGCAUCCCAAGCCGCCACUAGAGUAUCCAGAUUUGUACGGGAAGCGCCGUCAGCUGGCUAAGGUUCAGAUUUUGGAGAGGGAGAUCGGUUUUCUUAAGGAGGAACUAAAAUCCAUUGAUGGCCUUCAACCUGCUUCUCGGUGCUGCAAAGAGGUUGCUGAUUUUGUGGAGGCAAAUACAGAUCCUUUAGUACCUGCAAGUCGGAAGAUUCAAAGCUCAUGUCGGUUCUGGAAGUUGAUCUGUGCAGCAGCCUCCUGCUUCAACUUCUCAUGGAUUUGCUCUUAUGGGUGCUGUCCUGAUUUUAAAAAGCCAAACUGCUGCGACUGCAAUUUAUGCAACUGCCAUUCAUGUGUCUGUUGUUCGGUAUCAAACUGCAAGUGUUGCUCCUGCCCUCGCUCCCAAUGCUUUGGCAAGAUCUCAUGCAGUAGAAGCUGUUGCAUAUUACCAUGUCCUUCCUGCCUACAUUUCUCUUGCAGUAGAUGGACAUGUUCUUGUCCUGAUUGUCCAAAGUUACCCUUGUUUUUCUGUUGUACAAAAAAAUGUUGCUAUCCUUGCUGUUUCUGUUAUUAGUAUAUUUAUGCAAUGAUCCCAUAUGGAAGCUUUUUCUUCAA